Aspergillus mulundensis is the source of this 366-nucleotide messenger RNA. Its product is annotated as putative adhesin. Bases 1 to 366 code for a protein of 121 amino acids. Lineage: Eukaryota; Fungi; Ascomycota; Eurotiomycetes; Eurotiales; Aspergillaceae. The transcript has a single exon. The record is from RefSeq and is a predicted model, not a curated record.
AUGAAGCUCAUCUCUACUCUCCUCCUCCUCUCCACCGCAACCCUCACCCUCGCAACCCCCGCCCCAGCCCCAGCCCCGGCACCCAAAUGCGGCACCUGCAAUCCCAUCUCCGGCGUCAACGGGUGCGACAUCACCACCUCGUGCAUCAACACUGGCACCCGCUUCCACUGCGCCUGUCGCGCGGGCUACAAGGCCUCGAAGAACAACAACGACAUCACUAAGCAGUUCCGUCUGGCCAUGCCGAACUACGAGUUCUUGGUCUUUACCCCCGAGUACACCAAGUGUGACACGCUUUGCGAUAAUCCGUACGGCUAUGGACCGAACUUGUGCAAGGAGGUGCCUCUCUAUAACAAGUGUGCUGUUUAG